UUUUUUUACCUGUGCGUCGCAUUCAGACACCUGGAUGUAUUCCGUCCUGGACGCACAGGAGAGAAAUUUAUCCGGAGUUUGUGUUGGCGGCCGGUGUUCCCCGCUCCCGAGGCCCCGAGUUUAUGAGAGGCGAGGCGCGGCGCUCCCAGGUUUUGUAGUGUUUGUGUUAGCAAGAUGGGGGAAGACCUCCUCUCACUCAAGUGGAACAACCACAAACCAGCAUUUUUCCACCUACUGCGGAUACUACGAGAGAAGGGUUGCUACACAGAUGUAACGCUAGCAUGUGGUACAAAGUUCUUUGCGGUUCAUCGUCUGGUGCUGAUGGCGUGUAGCGACUUCUUUACCGAGGUGUUCGAGCACACGCUGUGUCAAAAACCUGUGAUUGUGCUGAAAGACAUUAAAAGCCACGAACUAGAAGCUUUGUUAGAUUAUAUGUACCUCGGGGAGGUGGAUGUGCAACAGACUGAUCUCCCCGGGUUAAUUAAGGCCGCCGAGUGCCUCAGAAUUAAGGGCUUGGCUGUUCCUGACGAGGACCCAUCCCAACCCCUGAGACCGGAGCUUCCAGUUGGUGGCGAGAGACCGGCAAAACGUCGCAGACAAGACCGGGAAGUGAGAGAUGGCGAUCGAGGAAGUACCAGAUCGCACAGUGGGGACAGAGGGAGUCACGGAGCGCCGCCAACCGAAGACGUGGCGCCGUACUCGCAUCACAGGACAGAUGUCAUGCAGGGUGAUGACAAUGUGGAGGAGAACUCCACUAAGUGUGUGGUGCCUCAACCAAAUGAUGAAACCUCUCACCUUGCCAUUCAUGAAGCAUCGGUUGUCCAACGUACAGACAGUCUCCAUAUGCAGCAGGACUCAGAUGUGUCGCCCGAACGAAUACACGACGGCAGAGUUCUACUUGAUUCUCGGAUACAACAUGAAAUGCGGAUUCACGACUCGCGCUCUCAAUCCGAACCACGAAUCCACCACGAAUCGCAUGCGGCGCAGGACAUUGAAGUGUAUUCGGAAAACACGCCUGAAAUCAAAACCGAACAUUGUGAAAUUAGUGACGAAAUAGAAAACGGCGGACUAAAAAGUGAAAUAGCGGAGAUCCGAGGCGAUCAGUUAAACGAGACGUCGGGGGGUGGCGGGGACUUCUCUCACUUUCUAUCAGUGGAGGAGAAUCUGGCGCACCACAUGUUUCAACAAGCCCAGCAGGCUGGACCCUCGGGAGUACACAGAUCUGCAGGGCGUGACAGCAGCUCGGAAGUCAGUGGGGAAGAUGGUGGCGGUAAUCGGGGUGGCAUCGGUGGGAGCAUGUACCCGUCUCACCUGCUGGGUGAGGUUGCGCCCGAGGGAGCGUCGACACUCUCCAACCAGUCGGGUGGCGUACCAGAUCAAAGUGGCCUCUACCGCUGUCCGUAUUGCCCCCGAGUGGAUCAGUACGAGAGCAAGUGGCUGCGGCACCUGCGUAUUCAUACAGGAGAGAAGCCGUACUUUUGCUCGCUCUGCGACUUCCGAGCCAGCACAAAACACUCUGUUGUUAGGCACACAAAAAUGAAACACCAGAUCUGGAGCAGUCUGCCACAGUGAAAUUAAGCAGAGAAUUUGGAAUGUGCAUCUCUCAUGAGCUUUUUAUUCUGAACUAGGUAGAUAUAUUAGUAAAUAUUUAUUUAAAGUAGUGAUUUGCUGAGAAAAGAACCCUCUGUAGAGUUGAAACAGCAAUUGGUGAAGAACAUGUAGGUAACAUUUGGCUCCAUGAAAACUCACUUCAGAACACAAGGUUACCUCCAUUAAAGUCUCUUUCCAGUUUGGCAUUCUAACUACAGUGUUGUGGGUACAUGGUAACUGAUGAUUCCUUCAUACCAUGAAACCCCUAAAUGUUGACUGCCAACCCAACUCGAGGGCUCUUCGAAGCGGUCAUCUACAGUUGUGUUCAACCUCCUUGUAGUGACGUUUGUCAAAGUACCAUACGAGCUAGCCGUGGAAAAGUAAUAAUGAAAGUAGUCAAGUGUCCGUGCGUCUAACAAACAGCUUGUCAGGAAAAAUGACCCCUCAAGAAAAUUGUAAAUCUUAAAAUGUAGUAUCAAAAUGCCCAGGAUAUUGGAAUCCUUUAGGUCAGUCACUAGAUGGCCAGCAUAUUAGUAACUAUUCAUUAAUUAAAUGAUUAGGUGUUCAAUUAGUUGACAAAAUGUUGUGUAACUGAGCAGGUGUUUGAUAAAUGGGCUGAGUUGGAGUAGGGUGAAUUAAUUAAGCACGUGUUGGAUGAAUCAAUUGAGCUUCUUGUUGAAUAUUUCGCUUGGAACAAUGUUGAAUGAGGUUGUUGAAUAUGUACGUUGAGCAGGUUUUGGAUGAAUCGACUGGUCUUGUGGAGUGAAAAUCUGAUUUACCUUGUAAAUAGUAAAGGACAAGUUGGGUUCAUGUGUUGGGUUGGUUCAGGAUGAGAGCUAUGCUCGUGGUGUCCCGUCUUCCCAGUACUCUUUGUCGUGUGAUACUUUGAAACUUGAGUACUGAUGAUGUUGGCAUCUACCACCUUCUCACUUAACUUGUUCCACACUCUACCACUCUUUGCAUGUUGUUUUGGCAGCUUUGUUUCCUUAGUUUGACUCUAAGACCUCGUGUUGUUGAAGUUGCUGGUAUGAUGUUGGUGCAUGCAUGCAAGUGUGAGUGAUGUACUCGCCUAGUUGUGCUUGCAAGGCUUGACCUUCAACUCUUCGGUCUUGCCUCUCAACUGUCAAUCUACUGAUGUACACGUUUCCUGGCUUAUUGAGCUCUAUAUGUAAGAGUGAUGUGUGUAUAUGCUGGUGCAGGUGUGUACGUGAGAGGAUUGUGUAUACAUUCUGAUGUAUGUGUGUGUGUGUGUGUGUGCGUGCGUGCGAGGGGUUGUGUGUGUGCAUGCGAGGGUUGUGUGUACAUGCUGGUGUGUGCGCGUGUGUGCGCAAGUGACAUUAAUGGGUGUCCCAGGUCGGCUGCACUUGUGGGGUAGUUUGUAUGUUGCAUUGUUUGGUUUGCUCUUGUUUUGCUCUUGACAUUUGCUCAUAUUUAUCCUGACGCACUAAAAUUGAGGACGUCUGUGUGCUUCUUUUUAGUCAAUUGUGUGUUUAUUUACUCAACCAAAUUUUGGUGGUACAAUAUUGUUAGUGUUAGAGAGGAACCAAGAUUAUAGUCACUUGGUUUUAAAAGUCAAUGCAGCACUUAAACUGUGUUAUAAGAUGUAUGAGGUUCACACUACACAAACUAUGUAAAGAAUUACUCUAUAAGAAUCAGAAUGAAAAGAUUUAUUAAUUUGUCUGAAUUGUGAAUUGGAGUAGUAAUUGUUUUGUUCACGAAUACAUGUAGAAUUGUGGCCUCUAAUCCUUGUGUAUAAUAAUACAGUAAUAACUAUUUUUUGGGGGGAUGGGAAAUUUAUAAUUACCUAAGUCCCGUCUUCCCAGCACUCUUUCUCAUAUAACGCUUUGAAACUACUGACGGUCUUGGCCUCCACCACCACCUCCUCACCUAACUUGUUCCACCUGUCUACCACUCUGUUUGCUGUGUGUGAGUGAAUAUAAAUAAAUAUAUAUUUUCUGAGAUAUAUAUAUAUCCCCAUAGGGGCCCCAUGGCCCUGGGGAAGCAAAUAGGAAGAAUUUCAGAGAUAAUUUGUGUCUGAAUUCUUUAGUAUAUACACACACAGUCUUCAAGAAGACCUGGACAAAAUGUGUGUAUGGAGCAUCACCUGGCAAAUGGAAUUUAACAUGAAUAAAUGGCAUUUUAUGUAUUGUGAAACAGGAGACAUGUAUGUUCACAUACAUGUGGACAUCUUCAAGAGAAAACUAGAUAGUUUUCUCCAAUGAGUUCUGUACCAACCGGGCUGUGGUGGGUAUGUGGGCCUGCGGGCCGCUGCAAGCGGAACACGUGGAAAAUAUUAGAGGGGCU
Messenger RNA from Procambarus clarkii (red swamp crayfish), 3894 nucleotides. NCBI's taxonomy places the organism in Eukaryota, Metazoa, Arthropoda, Malacostraca, Decapoda, Cambaridae. The record is from RefSeq and is a predicted model, not a curated record.